AGGAACCCCAGGCCUGCCUGACGCCAUGCCCUCCCUGGGGGCUGUGUGCAGCCUGCUGCUCUUCAGCGUGCUGUGGAUGGACUUGACCAUGGCGGGCUCCAGCUUCCUGAGCCCCGAACACCAGAAGGUACAGCAGAGAAAGGAGUCCAAGAAGCCACCACCUAAACUGCAGCCCCGAGCUCUGGAAGGUUCGCUCCGCCCAGGAAACCCAAGUCAAGUGGAAGGGGAGGAGGAUGAGCUGGAAAUCCGGUUCAACGCCCCCUUUGAUGUUGGAAUCAAGCUGUCAGGGGCUCAGCACCACCAGCACGGCCAGGCGCUGGGGAAGUUUCUUCAGGACGUCCUUUGGGAAGGGACCAAUGAGGCCCUGGAGGAUGAGUGACGAUCCACGAGACUGGACCCCCUGCCUUCCUCCCACGCUGAGCGCGCCUGCCUGGCUUUUCUACAGUUUCUG
Molecule: messenger RNA, 451 nt
Organism: Hyaena hyaena (striped hyena)
Lineage: Eukaryota; Metazoa; Chordata; Mammalia; Carnivora; Hyaenidae
Gene: GHRL
Product: ghrelin and obestatin prepropeptide
Exons: 5
Coding region: 26-379 (117 amino acids)
Biological process (GO): regulation of response to food; gastric acid secretion; negative regulation of inflammatory response
Cellular component (GO): extracellular region
Molecular function (GO): ghrelin receptor binding; growth hormone-releasing hormone activity
Source: RefSeq, a predicted model, not a curated record